AUGGGGGCCCGCGCCGUGUCGCCCGGGGCGGCUCUACUGAGGUCGUCGCGCAUGUUCUCUGUCCCCAAGCCCCUCCCCGAACCGCAGUCAACGACCAUCUACAGCGGCGGCAACAAGUCGGCGACAAUGACGAGACCGUACCCCCAGAGCCAGUCAAUCACCUCACCUCUUUCGUCGCGCGAGAAGGGCGACUGGGGAUUCAAGCGCCCCUUCCCGCUCAAGUCUACCUUGACCACGUCCACGCCCUUGAUCCGUGUCAAGCAGGUCGAUUCCGUCGAGAACGUGACCGACUUCAUGUCUGCUGCCGACUAUACCAUCUCCCUCGAGAAGUUCCAAGAGCUGCGCGUGGCUCUCUCCGUGCCCCGGUACAUGGACCCCAAGGACUUCUCCCAGAAGCCCGCGCUUUGGUUCAAGUCGGUUUUCGAGAAGCACCAGGACUUUACAUACUUGAAGCACGCCAAAAACGAAGAUAGAGAAGUCAAGCAAGGCAAAGGCUCGCCCAAAGAUCCGCCUCAAGAGCCAGACCUAUGGUUCAAGUCGAUAUUCGAAGAAUGCACGGGCUUGGCGUACCCGAAACCUGGCGACCAACAGGAGCAAGGCACAACCUCUGCGUACCUUAAGCCCGCCGAUCAGCAAGAUGGAUUGCUCCAAGAGGGAACAGAUUCUGCGGGCCUAAAGAACGCUGGUCAGGAUGAGGGAGUGCUCAAACAAGAGACGGAGAGCAUCACCUCUGCAGACCUAGGGCCCGCGCCCGACCAAGCCGAGGAAGACACAAAGGCUGUGGUCAUGGAGCCCGCGGACCAGCAACAGGGAUUGCUCGAGGAGGGAAUGGACUCUGCUGUCCUUGGGGGUGCCGGCCAGCAGGAGAGAGUCCUCAAGGAAGGCAUGGAGUCUACAGACCUUGGUCACGCCGACCAACCAGAAGCAGUGCUUGAGCAAGGCACAAACCCGGCGGCCAUGGAACCCGCUGACCAGCAAGAGGGAAUGCUCGAGAAGAGCACUGAUGCCAUUAACCAAAAGCCCAAUCAGCAAGACGCGGCGACCAAGAAAGACCCCCACAGCGCUGACGAGCAAGAGGGCCUGUUCAAGCGGCGCUGGAAGUUCCAGGGUCCGUGGCUGGCCCGCAUGACCCAGGGGGAGUUCAACAAAUACCUUGAAAAGCAAGUGCGGCCUAGGCGCGCCGAAUUCCGAGUGUUACUUAUGGACAAGCUGGCAAAGGAGCUCACGGCAAACCAGAACAACGACGCGUUUGAGCGGGGCUUGCCGGCGCCGGCGCCGGUAGAUCCCAAAGACAUCACCAAGGAGCAGUUUACCGAGUUUCUGCGAACGAUGCGCUACGAUCGCAUCCUCUUGUACGACAUGAUAUCCAGGUUCCUCGACAUGGCGCCACUGGGGCAUCCGCUUUCCGGAGUAAUGCAGUCGGUGCGAUCGAAGUCUGGACAAUCCGUCAAAGAUGAAAGCCCAUACGAGAGGACCGGUCCGCCGCCGAGCCACCCUUCUGCAGGCAUCAGCUACCUGCGGACUAAUGCCUUCAUGGAGAACCAUCCCAUCUACGGUCCUCAGAGUCACCGAACGCCCGCCUUGGCCCGAGUCGUAUCCCCCCGAAUGGGUGCCGCACCGGCCAAGCUCGGCGUGGGCGGGUUCGUGGCGGUUACGCCGGUCGGUGACAAUGAAUUCAACGUCAGGUACGGCCGACAGCGCAGCACUACCAAAGCCCUGCUCGCCGGUAUCACAUACCUAGACACGACGACCUACGGCGGCGCGAAGGCGUACGUCGAGCCACACACGGCCAGCGUCGACCCCAGCGGGAGGGUCGUGCUGCGGCUCCGGGAAACUGGUAGGGAGGCCCCUUUGAUUUUGAAGGAGAGCAAUGGGUCCUGCUCCAUAUACGACGACAAACUCUUGGACAGAUACGUGCCCGGGGAGACACCGAGGCAGCCAGUGAUUGCCAAGGUCAGCAGUAGGUUUCAGGCCGACAGAGUGGCGGACGGGAUCAUGGACCAAGUCCUCCCGCCAGACGCACAGGAUCAGGGUGAGGUGGAUGAUUCGCAAACGGUUCGGGUUUAA
Hirsutella rhossiliensis is the source of this 2067-nucleotide messenger RNA. Its product is annotated as mitochondrial ribosomal protein. The coding region runs from base 1 to 2067 and encodes 688 amino acids. Lineage: Eukaryota; Fungi; Ascomycota; Sordariomycetes; Hypocreales; Ophiocordycipitaceae. Gene Ontology annotation, biological process: mitochondrial translational initiation. Gene Ontology annotation, cellular component: mitochondrial small ribosomal subunit. The transcript has a single exon. Gene Ontology annotation, molecular function: structural constituent of ribosome. The record is from RefSeq and is a predicted model, not a curated record.